AUGCAGUACGCUUCUCCCAUCUAUCUUAAAAGAUCACCGUAUCAUCUUUAUCGACCGUAUCAGCUUGAAAUUCAACGAACAACAAUUCCUAAGAAUUCAGCAGUGCUUCAUCGUACACCAAAUCUUGAUAUCUUAUCAGAAAUUAAUCGACGAUCUAGACGACUUGAACGUAUUGUUUCUUAUCAAAAAAUUUUAACAGUUACUCAGGAAAUGUAG
Messenger RNA from Brugia pahangi, 216 nucleotides. The record is from the annotation of a GenBank genome assembly. Lineage: Eukaryota; Metazoa; Nematoda; Chromadorea; Rhabditida; Onchocercidae.